Brassica napus (rape) is the source of this 2419-nucleotide messenger RNA. Its product is annotated as cytochrome P450 81D11. Gene Ontology annotation, molecular function: iron ion binding; monooxygenase activity; heme binding. The transcript is spliced from 2 exons. Bases 902 to 1945 code for a protein of 347 amino acids. Lineage: Eukaryota; Viridiplantae; Streptophyta; Magnoliopsida; Brassicales; Brassicaceae. The record is from RefSeq and is a predicted model, not a curated record.
UACAAUAACUUUUAUUGACGUAUUUUAUAAAAGCUUUCAAGUAUAUCUUCUUAUCAAACGUUUUUCUUUUAAAUAUAUGGACAAAAUUUACUACGGCUAAUUUCUUGACGUGUCUCUGACUAUCAAAAUAUAAUGAAUUAAAUUAAAAACAUUACUUUUGCAACGUUCCAACAUUUUGUAAGUUAGUAAAGUUACAAAACUGUCAUGUAACAAAAACCAGCAUUUGUCAUUUUGCUUUUGAUACCAGCGCAUCUGUCAGUUUUAUAACUUAUAAAAUGGUGAACAUAAAUUAUUAAUAACUAAUUAUUAAAGGAAAUGUGUUUUUGGUAAGAUCUUUUCCAGUUUUGAUUAAAAAUGUUUGUGUAUUUAGAGAUUAUUGCUUUAUAUUUAGAGGAUUUUUACUCGCUUGUGUAUUUUCAUUAAUUUGAACAUCCAAUCAAAAUCUUGUGCAUUGGACUCUUGAAUUAACAAUUAUCCUUAAGAAAUCUCCAAUCUCACUCUAUUUUUCACUCUAAAAUAAAGUUUAGAAUAAAAAUGCUUCAAUAGUACUCUAUUUUUCACUUUAUAAUAGAGUAAAAAAUAGGUUUACUCUAUAUAUAGAUAUAAUUUGUUUUUUGUUUGUUCAUCACUCUAUCUUUUAUUCUAAAAUAGAAUACCGUUAGAGUAACAUCCAACUCUAUUAAGGUUUAAUAUAUAUGAAGAUAGCCUCCAUAAACUGUUGAAAAUAUAUUUGACCAAAAAAAAACUGUAACUCCUGAAAUCUCUGACCGACUCUGAUGCACAUGCCAACCUGAGUUCCAAUACUGUUUCAAGUUCCAUAGAUUUCCAAAUAGAAGCAGUUGUUAAUGUGUAGGAUAGUUCUACACUGCUACUUGGUUUUUAAAGGCGCUCACCUUUUUCCAUGGCUCCAGUACCAUCUUAUACUUAUCCAUGUGGUAAUCUUAACAUUUUUUUUAUUCCUACCUUUGUUUCUGUGAUAAUAAUUCAGAAGUUUGCAAAGGUGGAGUUGAGGUCACUGUUUGGGAACUUCCAAAUCAAUAAUAUCCUCAGGAUGAUAGCCAGAAAACGAUUCUAUGGAGACGGAGCAGAGCAAGACGACGAUUCAAAACGCGUGAGGCAGUUGGUUGACGAAGCAGUAUCCAGUGCUGGUGUAGGACACGCCUCUGACUAUCUUCCUCUCCUCCGUUCGGUUACUAGUUAUGAGAAAAGGGUCAAGAAGUUGGCGGUUCGGGUGGACGAGUUUCUUCAAGGACUUGUAGAUGAGAAACGUUCACAAAAAGAAAAGGGUAACACUAUGAUUGAUCACUUGCUUUCUCUCCAAGAAACUCAACCUGAUAAUUAUACGGAUGUCACCGUCAAAGGACUAAUAGUUGUAACAAGAACCUUGGAAUGGGCGAUGUUGAACUUGUUGAACCAUCCAGAAGUAUUAAAGAAAGCAAAGAUUGAAAUCGAUACCAAAAUUGGUUUAGACCGGUUAAUGGAUGAACCAGAUGCUUUGAAUCUUCCUUACCUCCAAUGUAUCGUAUCAGAGAUUUUUCGACUUUACCCGGCAGCUCCGUUACCUCCACGUAGGGCGACAGAUGAUUGCAUAGUUGGAGGCUACAACUUCCAGCGUGGCACGACGGUAAUCGCAAAUGUAUGGGCCAUUCACCGAGACCCUGAUAUAUGGGAAGAGCCAGAAAAAUUUAAGCCAGAGCGGUUCGAGAAGAAAGGAGAAGAUAAAAAGUUGAUAACGUUUGGGAUGGGACGAAGGGCUUGUCCGGGGUCUGGGCUAGCUCAGCGGGUACUGCGUUUGGCUCUUGGGUCGAUGAUUCAGUGUUUUGAAUGGGAGAGAGUUGGAGAAGAAUAUGUUGACACUACCGAAGCAACCACAAUGCUUCCAGCGACACCUUUGCUAGCCAUGUGUAGAGCUCGCCCUAUUGUUCAUAAGAUUCUAAAUGCUUAACACUCUUUUCUUUGUCUUUUUAUAUCCAUUUAAUAAAAAUAACUGGAUAGUAAAUGACAUUUAUGCUAUAUUACUUAAUACAUGGCACGAACGCGUCAAGUUAGCUUUUUUAUUAUUUGGUUAAUAUUUUGAAAUAUGGGCUAUUCUAAUGAAUUUUUUUUUUUUUUGCUUAAAAAAAUGAAAAAUUUAUUGAAAUGGUAAGACUGAUGAGUGUUCACGUAGUAAGUGUUUGUGAACAACAUACGGAAAGUGGGGGUUUCCGGAUAAUAAGAAGACUAUGUGGUUCAGUGGUAGGACAUAUAUACUGGGGCUGUGGACAUCUAAAAUAACUAGAAACCAAGGCUCCACAAACUCAAGUGUCUUUUUGGUUCAUAAUCUUCUGGUUAUAAAAUUAUCAACGGUUAACUAGUACUUUAUUUGAUUUUUCAUUUAUCAGAAAAUCUGAAAUUUUAUUUUGUUUUUAUUUCAAUUUUU